CUUUGGGUUGAAAGGCAACAGUUCUAGCCACUAUGCAAUCAUCUGCUGCCAUAAUAAUAAGAAUAGUAAUAAUAAUAAUAAAGUUGGCAUUCCCAUUAAUACUGUAAAUAUCAUCAUCCCUCUGCAUGACAAAGCACAGCUCACUCAGUCACUUUUCACAUUUGCUUCUGCGGCUUUUGAGAGUCACGUCACAACGGUGUCAGAGGCAGCUGGAUGCAGAAGGCAAAGGACGAAAAGAAAAGAGGCUCUUCUGGUCUAAACCACACAGAUCCAGCUGUUGUCUUAUCCCACUCUCCACGUGGAUGUAGAUGUGUGAGGACAUGCAGAGGAGGGAUGGACAGUGGACGCGACCAUCACCACUGAAAUUGCACCUCCUCCGUGACCCGUCUCGUGUUCUCUUUGUGAAGAAUUCAGCUACACUGAGAUGUGGGUGGAAGAGCACUGAGAUCCAGGAGCACAAUCACCAGGAUGUGGGUGGGGAGAUUAGCACUCAUGCCUUAGCGCACAAUCUGGAAUAAACUUCUCAAACUGAGUCGGCGAGGAAUAAGAACAUCGUUUGUUGUGAAAUACAAGAAUGGAUACACAAGACUAUCAUUAUCCCUUGUAAAAUCUAAUUUUAAUGUCAGGCAUCAAUGGUAAGUGGAAUGAAAAUGUACCAAGUAUUAGAAGAUGUGGAGAAAUCUAGAGCUAAACUACAAAAACAAGUAGAACAUAUUCGUUUACCACUAGAACACUUUAUAUUCUGUAUUAAUAAACUUCUUGUAUCCUUUGUUCGAUGUUGCCGUUACACUGUAUCAACUGAACUGUUGUAGUUGUUACAUUGUAUCCAUUAUUUGAUCAUUUCUGUUGUUAAAUGGCUGCAGUUUUGACACUAUCAGUUAAACUGUAGCGAUUGUGAUAUCACUUGCUGAGUCGUUGCCCUUUGCUGCUCUUUGGCCCGUGGACUUUGACAGCAGAUCCCAGAGCCGGGUGACGCAGCACUGAUGACAUCAGUGACAUUUCUCAAUGCGUCGGACUCUCGGCACUCCGGCUCUUUCCAUUUCACUUUGCUCUGUGCUGCAAGGGAGCAGAUCCAGGCCACGGUCCAAAAUGCCCUCGUUCCUUUAGAUAAGACCCAGUGGACUUACUCCGUGCGACUUUAUUAUUCAUCGCCGCGCCGCUGGGCUCCUCCGGACACUUGAGCUCUUGUCUGGACGCUUUGCUCUCCGACUCCUUCGGCGCUUUUCCUGCUCUCACUGGAGAUGAACUUACCCCAGGAAAUAUGCGUUUUCUUCUUCUCCAUGUCGGCCCUCGGGGUUCUUUACGUUAUGAACAACAUAGCGGCUUUCCAAGAGCCUCUCGCCAUCCUGGCUAUUGGAGCAGCGCUGUCGGGUGCCGUCGUUCUCCUGGCGUUCCUCUCGGUCCGACACCGACCACCUAAAGAUCUGCUCUUCUACCUGUGUGUCGAGUUCUCCUUCGCCUCCGUCAUGAAGCUGACCAGUGCGCUGGAGCAGGACGGCUUCACUCGGGGAUUCACGGAGUUCUACCAGAGGACGGGGGAGCCCUACAUGGUGACCGCCUACGCCAUCAUGAUGUGCUACUGGGACGGGGUCGUACACUUCCUCCUCUACCUGCUCCUGCUACGACGCAUGUCCCGCACGGCGCCGUACCGAAGCGCGGGCCUCUUCUGGGCCGGAUCCUGCUUCGCCAGCAUGGCCGUCUUCAUCCCGGGGACCGUCAUCGGGAAGUACGGCUCCAGCACGCACCCGGCCUCCUGGCUGAACGGGCGCUUUCUGCUCGGCGCGGCGUGGGCGGGGCUGUCGCUGCUACGCAGGCCCAGGGAGCUGCCGCCCGUCGCCGUGGACGUGGUGAGAGCCGCGGCGCCGGCCCGGCCGCCCACUCGCCGCCCGCACUCAGCGCUGAGUCUCGUCUCGUCUCCCCGUAUGCAGGCGGAGCGCGAGCAGAGGAAGGGCGUGUUGUCGCGGCCCGUCGACCUGCUGCUGACGCUCCUGCUCCUGGCAGCCAUGGCCUUCAGCGCCUUCAGGGGCCUCGUGAGCGCCGCCGCGUCCGUCGCGUCCGUCGCAUCCGUCUCCCUCCCCUCGUUUUCCGUUUGCACGAGUGCCCCAGCGACUCGUUCUCUGCUCUGCUCCCCCUGUGCAGGUGGUGCUCGACUGUCCUUUGGACUCUUGCUUCACCUACAUCUACGGGUACGAGCCGUACCUGAAGGACCCGGUGGGCUACCCCAGGCUCACGAUGCUGCUCUUCCUGUUUUACGGCCUGCCGCUGAUGGCUGCGUUUGUCUACGGCCUGUGGACACCCGGAUGCGCCUGGAUGCUCGACUGGACCGUGUUGUUCGCGGGAGCCGUCGCUCAGGCCCAGUGGUGCCACAUCGGCGCCUCCCUGCACAUGCGGACGCCCUACACCUACCGCACCCCCGAGGAGACGUGGUGGCCCGUGGUCCUGGUCAAUCUGCUGUACACGGCGACACCCCUGUUACUGGCGUACCGCUGCGUCCGCCGGCCCGCCUUCUUCGUGAAGAGCGUCCCCCAGGGAGAGGCGACGCAGGCGAAGAAGAACGACUGACGCGCGGGCAAACGGACACACGCACGCACGCGCACGCACGCUGCCGCACACCCUCCAAGGGCCCCAGUAGAUCCACUCCGUACGUUCGACACGCGCUCAGAGUGUUGCGCUGCGAGACGUAAGUAACGAGAUGGAGCCCCUUUUGGAGCCCAGCAUGUCCACGCGCGCCAUCGCUCGGAUCGACACCCCCACCGUGGACCGUUGGACUUUUUAACGCACAAAGAACAACGGUAACAUUAAUGGUUCCAUAAACUGUGCUUAUCUUCACCGUCAAUGACCCAGGGGUGUGUGAGUCUCAGAGUCAAGACUACGGGACACACCCUCGCCGAUCCGAUAGCCAUCCGGUCUGGACUCUAGCACUGCUGGAGCUGCUCGGUUUGGUGGUGCGUCCCCUGCAGAGGGACUCGCCUGGGGGUGUCGCGGAAGUAAAGACGUGCAGAGAUCAGACUGGGUACCUUCAGCACCUUCAGGAGCUGCAGUGAGAGAUCACAAGUGCUUCUGGAGGUAAACCCGAUGAGCGUGUGGCGUGUGUGUGUGGUGUGUGUGUGCGGUGUGCGAGUCCGACGUGAACUGAGCCUUCAAAAGCCCCUCCUAGCGGUGUGCGGGGAUGCUCCGCCGUGUACCUCCACGCAGAUGAACGUGCAUUUGUAACGACGUCGAGUUUGCGCUUGCUCUGCUCGAGAGGUUUUUGCUGAACCAAAGCAGAGAAAAAUUUGUCUGCAAAACAUGAUCAAAUACAGGAUUUCUUUACACAUAAAUGUUCACAAGCCACUGAAAGUCUGAUCUAUUUAUCAGAGUGUCCGUUCACCUGUUUUGCCCUUUCAAAAGUAGAUUUAUUAAAAACUCCUUGAUUGCAAAGAAGUAGCCAAGUGACCUCACUGUAUCCGCCGCAUCAU
Messenger RNA from Scleropages formosus (Asian bonytongue), 3458 nucleotides. RefSeq names its product transmembrane 6 superfamily member 2-like. Gene Ontology annotation, biological process: lipid homeostasis; regulation of lipid metabolic process. Bases 1242 to 2684 code for a protein of 480 amino acids. Lineage: Eukaryota; Metazoa; Chordata; Actinopteri; Osteoglossiformes; Osteoglossidae. Gene Ontology annotation, cellular component: endoplasmic reticulum-Golgi intermediate compartment membrane; endoplasmic reticulum membrane. The transcript has 8 exons. The record is from RefSeq and is a predicted model, not a curated record.